Rotaria sp. Silwood1 is the source of this 579-nucleotide messenger RNA. The record is from the annotation of a GenBank genome assembly. NCBI's taxonomy places the organism in Eukaryota, Metazoa, Rotifera, Eurotatoria, Philodinida, Philodinidae.
AUGCGAGAACGUCGUUCAAGAAAUCAUGCUGAAGAUAUAUCUCGAAUAAUUCGUCAGUACAAAGAAAAUGAAGAUGCUGCUAUGGAUAUGUCAAAUACGAUAGACCAUGUACCUGUUGAUACUACAAAUGAUCUUCCAAUUACAAUGAUUGAUUGUUCAACUUCUUCUUUUGAUUCUGAACAUUCAGAUGAAUUCGAAAUAAAUUCCGACGAUAUUACUGAUGACGACGUCGAUGUGGAAGCUGAAAGUGAUGAUGAUGGUGUCGACGUCGAUGUUGAAGCUAAACGGGAUGACGAUGAUGUUGAAGAAUUUAUAAAUAUCUCGACGCUUAAAGAAGUACUCGAAUCGAACGAACCAAUAUUAAAAAAGUUCAUUCAACAGAAGUGCCUCAUUUUGGACGAAUAUUUACCACAUACUUGGUCACGAAUUAUGAAUUCAAUGGCUCAAAUGCCAUAUGAUGCUGUUAAAUAUAAACCAAAAUCAAAUAACAAUUCAUUAUCACAAACACCAAAAUUAAAUGAUACAACAACAACAACAAUUGCAUUAUCUCCAAUUAAUACAAAUGAGAAUGAACCAUGA